CUUCUUCUUCUUCUUCUUCUGUUUCUUCUACGCUUCAAUUACUAGCAGAGCUUUCGACGCCGACAAUUCCGACGUCCAUUCCGUUCAUUUCACCCUCCGUCGUCAGCCAAACUGACCGAGAUUCUCUAAUCACGGCUUCGGUCAUGGAGUCUCUCUCCCCUGUGUCCCCUUCCGUCGUCCUCCCUCCGAGUAACUCGCUCCAGCUCCAGCGGCCGCGGCGGCUGGCCAUCUCCCGCGCAGUCCACGGCGGUUUCCGUCCCCGUCGCGCUCCGCGCUUCCUCAUCCCGCACUCUCCGGAGCCCCGUCGGAGGAUAUUCCCGGAGUUCUGUCGUGGAUCGCGCGGGAACGUUGGAGGGGAGGAGGAUGACGGGAGCGACGAGGUGGAGAGGGCGAUGCGGCUGGACGGGAGCAUUCCAGGGACUUCCGACGAGUUCGUGAAGAGAGUGUCUUCUCGUGCUUACGACAUGCGCAGGCACCUCCACCAGUCCUUUGAAACCAGCAGCUAUGAUGUGUUGGAGGCAAAUCCAUGGAGAGAUACUUCAAAGCCUGUAUACGUAUUGACUCAUGGUGAAAACCAAUUGUGCACAAUGAAAACACGAAGAGAUCGCAGCGAAGUCGAGAAAGAGCUUGGAUUGCUGUUCUCCAAAGCUGGAAAAUUGAGUUCCAGUUCUGGAAGUCAGCCUAAGCAGUCAAGGAGCAGGACAAAGUUCCAGAUGGUUGUUGAGGAUAUCCGGGAUGGAGUUCUUGUCUUUGAAGAUGAGAAUGAAGCUGCAAAAUAUUGCGACUUAUUGCAGGGAAGGGGUCCAGGGUGUGAAGGUGUUGCAGAGAUAGACGCCUCCUCGGUGUUUGAUCUAUGCCGCAAGAUGAGGGCUCUUGCAGUUUUGUUUCGUAGGGGAAGAACACCACCUCUACCCCAAAGCCUUGAGCUUAACUUGAAGGCCAGGAAGCGGUCACUUGAAGACUAAGGAGGCUCGGCUUGAUGCUACUUAUGCUCCGACAUCAUUCGAAAGGAUCACAUGAUCGCUGUCUAUUUAUGGAAGUUGUCCAACGGUUUUAAAGUCGACUGUAUCUACCACUCUACUGCAAUCCUCGUGUCAUAUAUUGGGUAAGUAUAGGGCCGUUUUCAUUACCCUUUUCAACACAUGGCAGGGGUGGCUUGACAGUUUAUUUGUCGGAGGUGGGAUUUACAUAUUGUACAGGACUUUGGGUAAAGUUUAAUGCAAGGCCCACAAU
Rhodamnia argentea is the source of this 1233-nucleotide messenger RNA. RefSeq lists its product as uncharacterized. Lineage: Eukaryota; Viridiplantae; Streptophyta; Magnoliopsida; Myrtales; Myrtaceae. The transcript has 6 exons. The record is from RefSeq and is a predicted model, not a curated record. Bases 144 to 965 code for a protein of 273 amino acids.